AUGCGUUCCGCAACAGCGCGCGCAUUUGCCAGCCGAGGGCUGAAGUCGAAACCCAUAAAAAGUGUCGCUCAUAAAAUUAUUAUAAACAAACAACAGCAGAGUGUAAGACGAGAAGCCAUGGGUAACCAAUUCAGAAGUGUGGCCUUCAUCACCUGCUUGAAAACUUUUCUUUUUGUGUUUAAUUUUAUGUUUUGGUUAGCCGGCCUCCUUAUCUUGGUGAUCGGUCUUUGGGCGGAAUUCGACCUAUAUAAGUACAUGGAGUUGUCCCCAGAUUUUUCUGGAACAGCUCCACUUGUCGUCAUUGGAGUAUCUGGACUAAGUUUGAUCAUCAGCUCCAUUGCAUUUUCCUGCAUCGUCAAAGGCCAACCGGUUCUUCUGUACAUCUAUGGUGGAUUCAUGAUUUGCAUCUUUAUGAUGGAAGUUGGCAUGUGUUCUUCGAUUGUGUGCUUCAGGGACACCUUCGCACAAGGCUUAUACGACGGGCUUACUCAGACGAUCAAAAACUACGACUCCAAAAGGACAAAUCUUGAUAUCGCUCAAACUCGAAUGCAUUGCUGCGGCGUUACAAAUUACACGGACUGGAUGAAGAUGUCUCCCCAACGAGUGAUCCCGACCUCCUGUUGCAUUGAUACCACGCACUGCGUUACCGCUAAUUACAAUGAUGUUUACCAACGGGGCUGCUUCGAAGUGAUAGCCGAGUACGUGAAGACCAACAUGACAGUUAUAGUGGCCGUCGCUGUCCUAACGUCCAUCUUACCUUUGUUCGGUGCAGUCGUGGCCUGCUGCUUGGCAAACUAUAUUAGGAGCUCCCAAUACGACGUGAUUGCUUGA
Messenger RNA from Leptosia nina, 831 nucleotides. The record is from the annotation of a GenBank genome assembly. NCBI's taxonomy places the organism in Eukaryota, Metazoa, Arthropoda, Insecta, Lepidoptera, Pieridae.